AAUUCGAAAGAUUCGUGGGGAGUAGGUGUUGCUUUUCCCUCGCUUUGAAGCGCAUAAACAAAAGAAAGAGACAGUGGACUAUCGAGUAAGCAUAGGCAUAUCCUAAAAUGGAACCAUGUCCCCCAUCAUAAGCCCUCUAUGGCCUCAUUUUUCUAUUCUAUAAUUGCUGUGUACAUCUCACUUCCUUUCUCCUUGUCUAAUAUGGCUGAAACUUCGCCAUCUCCCUCUGAUGCUGCCUUCUCAAGCAACCCUUGUCAUGGCUUACAGGGACUAGGAAUGGACAUCAAUCUCAUGGUGAUUGUGGCAGCCAUGAUAUGUGCCUUGGUGUGUGCCCUUGGCCUCAAUUCCAUGUUGCAUUGUGUAGUUCAAUGCACUCAACGUGUAUUAACUGAGCCAAGGGAUUGGAUGGUCUCACGUAGGCUCAACUCUGGCCUCAGAAAGGCAGAAAUGGUGGCUUUACCUACUUCAACUUAUACUAAUUCAAGUUCACCAUCUUCAUCCCCUGGUUGUGCCAUUUGCCUUGCAGAUUUCUUGAACGGUGACAAAAUCCGGAUGCUGCCCAAAUGCAACCAUCAGUUCCAUGUUGCUUGCAUCGAUAAAUGGCUGCUCUCUCACUCUUCCUGCCCUACUUGCAGAUACAAGCUCAAGUCCGGUGAUUCAGUCCCUUCCCUCGAUCAAAUUGUUACAGCCUCAUGAAGCUAAAUGGCAGGUCUCUCACCCUUGCUGCCCUACUUGCCUCAAGCCCAGUGAUUCUGUCCCCUCGAUCAAAUUGUUGCUGUAUGUUGCACUACUAAAGCUUCUGCAUAAUCAAUAGGAUAACAAUGCAAGUGCCAUCCAUGUUUUUGUAUAUGUGGAUAAUAGAAAGAAUUUUGAGCACCCUUGUAGCAAAGUCACAAAGAGUAACAUAUUAUUUCUAAUAACUUCCAUAUAAGUUAACAAAAAUCAUAAUAAUAAGCAUUUCAAUUG
This is a messenger RNA of Rubroshorea leprosula, 966 nucleotides long. Lineage: Eukaryota; Viridiplantae; Streptophyta; Magnoliopsida; Malvales; Dipterocarpaceae. The record is from the annotation of a GenBank genome assembly.